Molecule: messenger RNA, 498 nt
Organism: Xyrichtys novacula (pearly razorfish)
Lineage: Eukaryota; Metazoa; Chordata; Actinopteri; Labriformes; Labridae
Source: the annotation of a GenBank genome assembly
AUGAGAGGAGGAGGGGGGAGGAGGAGAGGAAAGAGGAGAGAAGGGAGAGGGGCAGGAGGAGGAGAGGAGAAAGGGGAGAUGAGAGCAGGGAGAAAAGGAAGGAGGAGAGAGGAGGGAGGUGAGGCGGAAGAGAAGGAGAGGAGGGAGGAGAGGAGGGAGAGAGAGGAGGGAGAGGAGGGAGAGAAGGGAGGAGGAAGGAGAGCAGAGAGAGGAGCAGGAAGAGGAAAGAGGAGAGGCGAAGAGGAGGAGAGAGGAGGAGGAGAAGAGAAGAGAGGAGCAGGAGGAAGGAGAGGAGAGAGGAGAUGGGAAAGAGGAGAAGAGGGAGGAGAGGAGAGGAAAGAGAAGUGCAGAGAGAGGAGCAGGAGGAGGGAAGAGGAGAGGAGGGAGGAGAUGAGAGGAGGGAGAGGAGCAAGAGGAGAAGAGGCGAGGAAAAGGAGAAGAGAGGGGAGUGGUCUGAUCUUAACUCUUUUCCUCGAUGUUGAUCAGCUGAUUCUGUGA